AUGGAUGGGCACAUUGCUCGGGAUGCUCAUCGAUUACCCUCGCCUCAUUACGCAGAAGAAAGCGGGGGAGGAGCACCCGAUCAUGCGCCACACACAACUGAUGGCGUGCUUACUUUCAGGGAGCACUUGCGAGAACGAGGAAUUUCUGAGGCGGGUACAGACAUCAUCUUGGCCUCUUGGAAACCAGGUACCGAGAAACAAUACCGACCGCACCUUAAGAGAUGGACACAAUUUUGUGAUAAAUGGAACGUUAGUCCCUCUAAUCCCACUGUCUCAAACAUUAUAAAUUUUUUGUCUGAAACUUUUAACAGGAAUGUGGGUUAUGAAACCAUCAACACGGCAAGAAGUGCUCUCUCGUCAUUAGGCAUUGUGGUGAAUGGCUGCAGAGCGGGUAAUCACCCCUUGGUCCUCAGGUUCAUGAAAGGAGUAUUUAAUUUGCGACCACCCUUACCUAGAUACACGGAAACAUGGGACGUUCAACCAGUUCUGAGGGAAUUGAAAUCUAUGUACCCGUUGCAUACACUAACCCUUAGGGAUUUGACAUUUAAACUUGUUAUGUUAAUGGCACUGACCCAAGCUGCAAGAGUUCAAACUUUACAUCUUUUGGUUAAAAAUGGCAUUCGCAUAGAACAAGAUUCUAUUUCAGUUCAGUUAAGGGGUAACGUUAAGCAGUGCAGGCCCACGUUUAAUGUCCGUUCAGUUAAGUUUCAAGCCUAUUCCAGGGACACUAGUUUAUGUGUAUGUGUUACAUUACAGCAUUACCUAGCAAGAACGGAGGAGCUCAGACGGGGGCUUUCCCAAGAUGAUGAUGGAUUACUCCUCAGCUACGUUAGGCCACACAAGUCUGUCACUAAGGACACCAUUGCCCGGUGGGUUAAGGCAAUGCUUCAAAGGUCGGGAGUAGACACAACCAAGUUUACAGCGGGAAGUGUUAGGUCAGCGGCAGUAUCAAAGGCCAAGGCUAUGUCAGUACCUAUUGCUUCUAUUAUGUCUAAAGCAGGAUGGACACAGGAAAGUACAUUUGCAAAAUUUUAUGACAAGCACAUUGUGCCAGAAGUGGACCCGUUUCAGGAGGCCGUGCUCGUGUAGCUCCUGUAACACUUUUUUGGUACUGUUCUGUACUUACUUUGGGAUGCCAUAUGGUUAGGACACAGUGUGGAUAUGGACAGGGACUCACUGCCAUUAUGCAAGGUUAUGCAUAUGUGAAUUAUAUUUUGGGUUUGGUUAUUAUGCAUUAUAUGCAACGUUGGGGAAAG
Eriocheir sinensis (Chinese mitten crab) is the source of this 1256-nucleotide messenger RNA. RefSeq lists its product as uncharacterized. Gene Ontology annotation, molecular function: DNA binding. Bases 1 to 1089 code for a protein of 362 amino acids. Lineage: Eukaryota; Metazoa; Arthropoda; Malacostraca; Decapoda; Varunidae. The transcript has a single exon. The record is from RefSeq and is a predicted model, not a curated record. Gene Ontology annotation, biological process: DNA integration; DNA recombination.